Alosa sapidissima (American shad) is the source of this 2011-nucleotide messenger RNA. It is a transcript of the gene pax7b, whose product is annotated as paired box 7b. The transcript has 9 exons. NCBI's taxonomy places the organism in Eukaryota, Metazoa, Chordata, Actinopteri, Clupeiformes, Clupeidae. Gene Ontology annotation, biological process: regulation of transcription by RNA polymerase II; anatomical structure development. The record is from RefSeq and is a predicted model, not a curated record. Bases 361 to 1884 code for a protein of 507 amino acids. Gene Ontology annotation, molecular function: RNA polymerase II cis-regulatory region sequence-specific DNA binding; DNA-binding transcription factor activity, RNA polymerase II-specific.
UUUGUCAUCAAAAACUACCAGACCUUUUAGCAAAACACAGCAAAGAAUUAAGUAACCUUUGUCCACUUGAAAGUGUCAGGAACACCCCCUCCCUCCGUGAGCGCACGCUGCACCUUGUUCGCGGUUGUCUUGUUUUGCCCAUGCCCCUCUCCGACUCGCGGGAGGCAUAGCUGUGUUUUCCAGCGUUGCAUGAGGUUCACAACUUGUAAACCCAUCGGGCUGGAUGUCUCUUUUUCUUUUUUCUUUUGUGACCAAAGGAGUUCGCAGAUUUUUUCCUCUCCAAAGACAUUUUCAUCAACAAGUCUGGACUCGUGUUCACCAUUUGAACAUCAGCCUUGUUUUAGUUAAUUCUACAGAAGAAUGUCAUCUCUGCCGGGAACUGUACCCCGAAUGAUGCGACCAGCGCCUGGACAGAACUACCCCCGUACUGGAUUUCCUUUGGAAGUGUCAACCCCUCUGGGUCAAGGUCGGGUGAAUCAACUCGGCGGUGUUUUCAUCAAUGGAAGGCCAUUGCCAAAUCAUAUCCGACACAAGAUAGUGGAGAUGGCCCACCACGGCAUUCGACCCUGCGUGAUAUCCCGACAGCUUCGAGUUUCCCACGGUUGUGUAUCCAAAAUUCUCUGCCGGUAUCAGGAAACCGGUUCUAUCCGUCCUGGUGCAAUAGGAGGGAGUAAACCCAGGCAGGUAGCAACGCCUGACGUGGAGAAAAGAAUCGAGGAGUACAAGCGCGAAAACCCAGGAAUGUUCAGCUGGGAAAUCCGAGAUAAAUUGCUGAAGGACGGGGUGUGUGACCGAAGCACUGUACCUUCAGGUGAGGCCUCAUCUGUGAGCUCCAUUAGUCGGGUUCUGAGGGCUCGGUUUGGAAAGAAGGAUGAUGAAGAUGACUGCGAUAAAAAAGAUGAUGGAGGAGAGAAGAAAACUAAACAUAGCAUCGACGGCAUACUCGGUGAUAAAGGUGGACGCAUCGACGAGGGCUCGGACGUGGACUCGGAGCCCGACCUGCCGCUGAAGAGGAAGCAGCGGCGCAGCCGGACCACCUUCACGGCCGAGCAGCUGGAGGAGCUGGAGAAGGCCUUCGAGCGGACACACUACCCCGACAUCUACACCAGGGAGGAGCUGGCCCAGAGGACCAAACUCACGGAGGCGCGCGUGCAGGUGUGGUUUAGCAAUCGACGAGCCAGGUGGCGUAAGCAAGCGGGAGCCAAUCAGCUGGCUGCGUUUAAUCACCUGUUACCAGGAGGGUUCCCUGGUACCGGAAUGCCCACUCUCCCGACGUAUCAGCUCCCCGAGGCUUCGUAUGCCACAACCACGCUAUCACAAGACGGCACUGGCACAGUGCAUCGGCCACAGCCUCUGCCCCCGUCCACCAUGCACCAGAGCGGACUCCCGGGCGACAGCGGCUCCGCCUACGGCCUGUCGUCGGCCAACCGCCACGGCUUCUCCAGCUACUCGGACACCUUCAUGAGUCCGACGGCCUCCAGCAACCACAUGAACUCUGUGAGCAACGGCCUCUCUCCGCAGGUCAUGAGCAUUCUGAGCCAGUCCCAGCAACAGCCCCAGCCCCAGCAUGACUUCUCCAUCUCCCCGCUGCACGGCGGCCUGGACUCCUCCAACUCCAUCUCGGCCAGCUGUAGCCAGCGCUCCGACCCCAUCAAGACGGUGGACAGCCUGCCGUCCUCCCAGUCCUACUGCCCCCCCACCUACAGCACCAGCGGCUACAGCGUGGACCCCGUCACCGCCGGCUACCAGUACAGCCAGUAUGGCCAGACUGCGGUGGACUACCUGGCCAAGAAUGUGAGCUUGUCCACUCAGAGGAGAAUGAAGCUUGGGGAGCACUCGGCUGUACUUGGACUUCUGCAGGUGGAGACGGGCCAGGCUUACUGAUGCCCUCUGCCUCACGCUGACUCUCUCCAGGACCAGGAACUCUGACCUCUUAUUCCAACGAUCCCACACACACACACACACACACACACACACACACACACACACACAUGUGCGCACGCACACACAC